This is a messenger RNA of Anoplophora glabripennis (Asian longhorned beetle), 836 nucleotides long. RefSeq lists its product as uncharacterized. The transcript has 4 exons. NCBI's taxonomy places the organism in Eukaryota, Metazoa, Arthropoda, Insecta, Coleoptera, Cerambycidae. The record is from RefSeq and is a predicted model, not a curated record. Bases 61 to 609 code for a protein of 182 amino acids.
ACCGAUAUGUGCGUUAGCGCAUGCCUUGUUGUUUGAAAAUUGACCAAUCGCGAGGAAAACAUGUCCACUCAAAACAGUUCCACCACCUUGUUGUCUAAUGCAGACGUUGAAAAAUUGGAGAACGAAAGAAAACUUAAGGCGGAGAGUAACAAUGAACCGUUGGAAAAAGCGAAGGAAAAACGGACCCCUGGCAUCAAUGCCUCCUUAGUUUUGCUCUACGCAGUUUUCUUCACGAUGUUUACGACGGGGAUUGUAAAUAUAAUGAACUGCCCAGUAUGCAUAUUUAUUCCACUCUACUUGAUAGCGGCAGGUGCUCUGGGUGCUUUAGCUAAGUUCUUAAGCAGGUCUACUAACAAAUAUUUAUUUAAUACCGCUGUGAUCUUGGUUGUAUUCGAUGUAAUUUUGCAUGGAGUAGCUACUUAUUUUGUUUAUAAGAACUACCAACCCGAGUAUAAUUCAGCUAGUGGAGAUAAAUACUGCAAUAGGACCACAUACUUGUUGGCCUUUUGGAUACUUACAUUUCAGUAUACGUUACUAGGAUUAUUUAUAUUAUUGUCUGGAUGCUACAUGUUAAUGAGAGGCGAUUUUAAGAAGAAGUCGUUUGUAUAAUACUGGAAGAACAGUCAAGAUGAAGAUUCCGUGAAUCGUUCAUUUAUUUUCUAAGGAUUUAUCAAUAUUUGCCAAUUACAUACGUUAAAAGACAAAGUUUGUUGUGUUCCAUUUAUUUUUCUAGCAUAGUUAAGACAAAUAAUAUUAAGUCCGUCUACAAAAAAAUAAAGAGUUGCAUCCUUGGAUACGCGAAUAUAUUAAAAAUUAUUUAAUUUUCUUGUAUAAAC